GAAUUAACUUUCGUCAGCCGAAAACUAACACAAGACAGCUCGGAGCCCGACACCAUGGCUACCGACUUCAAGUCUAUCCCUUUAAUCGAUAUCAGUCCGCUGGUGGAGAAGGGGGAUGAUCCGAACUUGGCCCAAGAUGAAGGCGUGGCAGAAGUUGUUCGACAACUGGAUCGUGCUUGUAGAGAAGCUGGAUUCUUUUAUGUGAAGGGGCAUGGAAUUCGGGAUUCUCUUCUUAAAGAUAUUAGAAGCGUAUCGCGUCAGUUUUUCCAUCUGCCUUAUGAGGAGAAGCUCAAAAUCAAACUCUCUGCGGCAACUGGAUACAGAGGAUAUCAACGGGUUGGUGAGAACAUAACAAAAGGCGUGCCGGACAUGCAUGAAGCUAUUGAUUGCUACAGAGAAGUAAAACCUGGAAUGUAUGGAAGGCUUGGUGAAGCUAUGGAAGGAUGUAAUAAAUGGCCGAGUGAUCCUCCAAAUUUUAAAGAUUUAAUGGAGGAGUAUGUCAAUCUUUGCACAGAUCUAUCUAGCAAGAUCAUGAGGGGGAUAGCUUUAGCAUUGGGUGCGCCGAUGGAUGUAUUUGAAGGGAAUAGAGCUGGAGAUCCAUUUUGGGUGCUUCGUGUGAUUGGAUAUCCUGUUGUCCACCAUGCAAAUGGCCAGGAAAUGCCGAAGACAGAAACUGAUGUUGGAUGUGGAGCACACACGGACUACGGUUUACUGACAUUAGUUAAUCAGGAUGAUGAUAUAACUGCAUUGCAGGUGAGAAACAGUAAUGGGGAGUGGAUAUCAGCGCUACCUGUUCCUGGCACAUUUGUUUGCAAUAUCGGUGACAUGCUGAAGAUUCUGACAAAUGGUGAAUAUGAAUCAACGCUGCAUCGAGUCAUCAACAACUCUCCUAAAUAUCGUGUUUGCGUUGCAUACUUCUACGAGCCAAAUUUUGAUGCGGCUAUAGAACCACUGGAUACCUGUGUUCAGAGGACUGGCGGCACCAAGAAGUUUGAUAGCGCCGUUUAUGGAAAGCAUUUGGUCAGUAAAGUGCUGACCAACUUUGUGAUGUAGGUCGUUGCCUGUAUUGUUUCCUUUCUUUCACAUUUUUCUCUUUUCCCCUUAUUUUGUUGUGGUUGAGAGUAUUUUCUAGCUCAAAAACAUGUUACUAAAAUGUACCCAAAUGUCUGUAUUUAUCUUGGGGAAUUGCUGUGUACGCCAUUUUAGUGUUUUAUUCCUACUGCUUGGUUUGUGCAGAUUAUUUAUCAAAAUAACACUUUGUA
This is a messenger RNA of Sesamum indicum (sesame), 1262 nucleotides long. Its product is annotated as 2-oxoglutarate (2OG) and Fe(II)-dependent oxygenase superfamily protein. The record is from RefSeq and is a predicted model, not a curated record. Lineage: Eukaryota; Viridiplantae; Streptophyta; Magnoliopsida; Lamiales; Pedaliaceae.